This is a messenger RNA of Candida albicans SC5314, 2307 nucleotides long. RefSeq names its product SCF ubiquitin ligase complex subunit (gene CDC4). The transcript has a single exon. NCBI's taxonomy places the organism in Eukaryota, Fungi, Ascomycota, Pichiomycetes, Serinales, Debaryomycetaceae. Gene Ontology annotation, biological process: ubiquitin recycling; proteasome-mediated ubiquitin-dependent protein catabolic process. The record is from RefSeq and is a predicted model, not a curated record. Gene Ontology annotation, molecular function: ubiquitin binding. Gene Ontology annotation, cellular component: nucleus; cytoplasm. The coding region runs from base 1 to 2307 and encodes 768 amino acids.
AUGGAUAAGAAAUCAAAGCUAUUCAAAUAUCCUUUGAGCGAGGAGACGGCUAAAUUUGAGUACAGACUAUUGAACCCAAAUGGGAAGUUAUCUGAUAUUUGGUUGCAUGAAGAGUAUCAAAAACUAUCCCUUUCGGCAAUAGAUAAAGUAUCUCAGCAACCUUCGGCAGUGACUACGGCACCAAGUCAACCCCAUCGGGAGAAUAGUCGAAAACGAAAUGCUGGUGACGAUGAUGUCUAUGAUCAAAAAAACAUGCCCUCAUGUGACGACACAGCUUCAUCAGACACGGACUGCCAAAGUCAAGUCUCAUCAACAGCUCAUUUGCAUUCAUAUCGAUCAAAUGGAUUAGUUGAGCCUCCUUCGAAAAGAAGAUUAACGACGACCAACGAAACGUCUUUAUCAAGCGCAGGUGCAACUACUUUCCAAAUUGAAUCUCCCGGUAGUAUAUCUGCUAUUACUACAAAUAAUUCAACUACAUCUGCUGGUGAUUCCAACAACUCGAAUUCCUUUUCUGACCAGCAUUCACGACAUCCAAGGACUCCAAAUGUUAUGAAUUCUCCUACUCAUACCCCAAUAUCGGAUAUUGAAGAAGAUCCUAUUCAACAAUUACCGUUACCUUCACCUAGUGCAUCACCUAUCCAACUGGAUACUGAAAACGAACACGUUACUACUUCAGACUCCUUACAGGGGAAGGCAAAUCUCGACAGUAUAGAAAACGUAAUGAGCAAUGAACCUACUACUCAAUCCGAGCUUGUUGAUUUGGUUACUAAAUUAUCGGGAUUUUUGAGUGAAGCAAAUCAAAAUCACCUUGUAUUCAAGUUAUUGCAAAAGACUACUCGUCCAACUUUGAGUACAUUUAAUAAUUUGAUAAAUAAUUCCUUGAAACGUGAUAUUUUGAGCAAUGUUCCCUUUGAAGUGACAAUGAAAAUAUUAUCUUACCUUGAUUAUAAGACGUUAUUGUCAGUGGCACAGGUGUGUAAGAAAUGGUUUGACAUUAUCAACAACCCUGAUACUUGGAUUAAAUUAUUGAAAAGGGAUAAAUUGAUUACUGAUGACGCUGUAAUUAAAUAUGAAUUGCAAUAUCCGGAUCAAUUAUUACGUGAAUGGUCCACGUUACCAGAAAUCAAUUCAGCACAAGUUUUAUACAAGAAAAGAAAAAUAAUUGUCAAUAGGUGGAUGGAUCCAAAGUUCAAACCCCAUAGAAUUAGUGUAUCAGGGCAUGGAAAUAAAGUUGUUACUUGCUUGCAACAUGAUGAUGAAAAAGUUGUUACAGGUGUCGAUGAUAAAUGCAUACUAAUAUAUAGUACUCAAACUGGGCAAUUGAUGAAAGUUUUAGAAGGCCAUGAAGGAGGAGUAUGGGCAUUGAAAUACACUGGUAAUACGUUGGUAACUGGAUCAACUGAUCGUACAGUUAGAGUAUGGAAUAUGAAAACCGGGCAAUGUACUCAUAUUUUUAGAGGACACACUUCGACAAUUCGGUGUUUGGACAUAAUCCACCCUGCAGUGAUAGGGAAAAAUCAAGAUGGAGAAGACAUCGUGUUUCCUGAAUAUCCGUUAUUAAUUACAGGGUCUCGUGAUCACAACAUUCAUGUGUGGAAAUUACCAGUAGUUGAUGAUCUGCAGGAUUAUAUAGAGACAUUUGAAGGUGAAUUCGAUAAUCCUUAUUUGAUUGCUGUGUUGUCUGGCCAUACUCAAUCAGUUCGUUCAAUUUCAGGAUAUGGUAAUAUUAUAAUUUCUGGAUCUUAUGAUUCUACAGUUAGAGUAUGGGAUUUACUAGAUGACGGUCAUUGUACACAUGUUUUACAAGGUCAUCUUGAUAGAGUAUACUCCACUGCAAUAGAUUUCCAUUCGAAAACAUGUUUCUCAGGGUCAAUGGAUUCCAACAUUAAUGUUUGGAAUUUUGAAACUGGUGAGUUGAAAAAAGUAUUAGUGGGGCAUGCUUCAUUAGUUGGUCUUUUGGAUUUAGUUGAUGAUGUUUUGGUUAGUGCAGCAGCUGAUGCAACGUUAAGGAUUUGGGAUGCUAAAACUGGUGAAUUAAGAAGUAAACUAAAGGGACAUGGAGCCGCUAUUACCUGUUUUGAACAUGAUGGAUUACGUGUUGUUAGUGGAAGUGAGAAAAUGUUGAAAUUAUGGAAUGUUGAAAAAGGAACUUUUGCUCGUGAUUUGUUAAGUGAUGUAACUGGUGGUAUAUGGCAAGUUAGAUUUGAUUACAAAAGAUGUGUCGCAGCUGUUCAAAGAAUUAUUAAUGAAGAUGAAGGUGAAACGUUUAUUGAGAUUCUAGAUUUCAGUCAACCACUUUUACAGUGA